Molecule: messenger RNA, 1122 nt
Organism: Penicillium antarcticum
Lineage: Eukaryota; Fungi; Ascomycota; Eurotiomycetes; Eurotiales; Aspergillaceae
Exons: 4
Coding region: 1-1122 (373 amino acids)
Source: RefSeq, a predicted model, not a curated record
AUGCGUACCCGGCAGAAACGCCUCAACUACCGAGUUUUGAAUGACGAGAGCGAUGGAGAGGCUUUGGCCGAAGAUCAAACCGACCAAGCAAGCGAACCAAGCGAGCCGCCGAGCAAUCUUACACGUACUCUCCCAGCCUGUCAAGACGACGUGGUGAUCCUCGCCAGCAUACCAGGUUGCGAGCUCCUACCUUCUGAGUCUGUGUCGCAAGUGCUAGUAUCCCCAGAAGGCUCAACAGAUGCUGGUACUUCAAUCACGAGCCAGGUAUCCUCUCGAUGCUCCAAACGGCCAGCGCCUGCUACAGAAUGGAUCUGGGGGUACUUCGAGGCUACAGACGUUGAUUGUCCAUGGGUUAUCAAGAGGACUAACAAGAGGCGGCUGGUUGACCGAGAGAUUUGCUGGAUAAUUGGUCAUGGGCUGACUGACGAAUUUGAGUACCGCGAGAGAUUACUCGAGUUCGCCGAACUCCAGGGCAUUCAUAGCGGCGAAAAUCUGUCAAUUGCAGUGGAAAAUAUGCUAAUCGAGUUGGGUCUCGAGGACAAGCUCAGUUCCAUUACAGGCGACAACGCCAGUAACAAUGAGGCCAUGGCUUCGGAGUUAUUCUUGUCUCUUUCCGACCGACCUGGGGUGGAAGAAGCAAUGCCAGCACCACUCUAUCGAGGCCUUGACAGUUACAUCCGCUGCCUGGCUCAUGUCCUCAAUCUGAUUGUGAAAGAUAUCCUCCACAAAUUCGUUGCUCAAGUCAACAAGUUCCUAAACCUUCAGGAGGAACUCCCGCCGUUUACUCUCCAAGAUUGGUCCCGGCUGGAACAGAUUCACACAGUACUCCACAAGUUCAACGUACUUACUUUGUUCAUUUCGAAGCGCAACCCACAAAUCAGCCUUGCAGACCCGAUUUACUAUGAGCUACACGAAUUGCUUGACGACGUGAGGGAGGGAAAAGAUGACUUCGCAAAACUGGAUCGAGAUAUCAUAGCUGCAGUGAAAGAAGGGAUGAAGAAAUACGAAAAGUGCUAUUCCAUUAUGGAUAAUUGCGACACUACACUGCCCUCGUCUUGGAUCCUCGAGUCAAAGGUGAAAUGGUCUUACGAGAACUUCAAGAUCGCAAUGCAGGGGCAAUGA